AUGUUUUCUGCUACCAGCGCCCGUGAUCGCCUUCGAAGAUCCAUGUCGAGUCGAUCGAUGCGCAGGGCCCGCCCAUCCAGAGAUCCUGUGCCCAUCAACGUGAAGAGGAUCGAUACCCAAGCGCUUGCAGCGGCAUCUCGAGCCAUGCGUACGAAUGCAGCUUCAUCUGACUCCAAAGCAUACGAUCGCGUGGGGGGCCCAGCUCAAGUAGCCAUUCCUAAAAGACGACCGGGCUCAAGUCUUCGCUACUCUGAGGAGGAAGCGUCUUUUCUUUCCAAUUAUCUUUCCACGUCCGGCAAUCAUGCCCAAACUUUUGCAAGCCAUGCUGGGGAUUCGGACUGCCCAACUCCAAAUCCGGCUGCAUUGCCCCCCAUCACGGAGCCCCUGGGGUUGGAUGGACGUCUAAACUCUCGGGCUUCAUCGUAUCGCCGGCUGCGCAAAGCCAAGUCCAUGUUUACACCUCGAGGCAAAUCCUCACAGUCAUUCUAUCCUUCUCCAGCGGCGGAGACUCCAAGGAAUGCGUUUGAGCUGGACCGAAGUCAAUUUCAUUUGGAGUUGGACUUGCCUCGAACACUCCGUCCAUCACCGUCGCCCUUCUCCAUCAAACAACAGCACAGUGAUGGUAUCCGUCAUGCAAAGAGCCACGAUGCGGCAAUCGAGCUUGCUCGUAAUCAAUUUGCGGGGGGCUCAGGCAGUCCAGCUUUGAAUCAAAAAGCGUCCUCGUCAUUCUAUCGACGAAACAAAGAGCAAAGAGCCUUUCGGAAAACGCUUCGAGCGGCAAGUGACAAAGCACCUAAUUUGCACUCAUCCCCUUCGGCGAAAUGGUCUUCGCGCAGCAAAUCUCGUAAAUUGUCUGCUUCCAUCAAGAGCAGGUUCCGUCGUGUUUUCGGUAUCUCAAAACCCAUCGAGCAAGAGCCUGUGCAGAUCAGCCUCGAUGCAGAUACUCUCGCGACCCCAGUGCGCGGUCCUCUCAUCGAUACUAAACCAGCGGUGAAUCGUGACAGGAGCUUAGAUCUUUCCACGAUCCCGAGUCCUCUGCAAGCAGAGUCUCCUGGAGGUGCGAGUCUACAUACCGUGACAUCGCGCGUGACAAGCUGGGCGGAUUCAUCGGUUGCAAACACAGUCAAGACGCGCAAUACCCGACACCGCCAAUCAUUGUCGCUAAUUGAAGAACAUGGCGAUCUGAACAAACAUCUGCCUGAGCUCCCUGACCAAGCUCCCGAAACACCGGCUGCUCAAGAGAGCAUACACAGCGGGCUCAACGGUCAAUUGAGCCCCAGUGCCAUUCAGAAUUGGGCAAAUAGCAAUGACCUCUACUCUGCCCUGAUGCAGCAGAUCAGGGAACGAGAUACGCGGUCGCCUGAUGAGGAACUCGUCUUUGGUACGGUGCCGCAGCGUCACGCAAUUCCAGAAAGAUUGUCUUCGAUGCGCAGCAGACACACCGUCCGACGUGUUGCCAGCGAGGAAUCAUCGAUUGCUGGUUCAUUCGCGACCGCUUGUGCACAAAACCUCAAGUCCCCGCGGUGCCGUCAAUCCCAACGCCUCUCGCUGGCUUCGACGGUGACACGAAACGGCAAAAACACGCAGUCGAGUCGACAGGUAGGUGAGAGUUCCGUGAUUCCAAGGUCUUCCGGCACUCUUUUCAGCGGCGAUGAGACCGACGAGGACACUGGAAGCGUUGUUGUGGGUCAUCUCAUCCGAUCAAAAACGCUGGAAGAUUCGCCGAGUAUCUACUCUCGCACAACAAGUGACGAUACCCCCAAAGAGAGCCCCGGUCGAAUGAUCACCGAUAUUCUCGACAAUGAGACUGGCACAGCGACUAUUUUUGCAUCACAAAGAACCACUUAUAGCUCGCCAAACCGAUUGCAUGAUCAUGGCUCUUCCGAAAAGUACCGGCAGCCAAGUGUAGAUUGGCGGAAGUGGAUGAGCACUGAGAUUGGGCGAAUCGAGAAUACAAGCCCGGUCCGAGAACAUUUCCGUGAGGCAGCUCAAGGUGGUAGUGAAGACGAAGACAGAAUCUUUGCGCAAAUGCUCAAGCAACGAGCUGCAUCACAAGAAAAAGACAAGGACGGGAUUUGCUUGCCAACUGAAGAGGAACACAUUGGCGCCGGUCAGGAGCUGAAGCGAAGAUCUUCAAGCCGAAACAACUUCUCUCGCCCGUUCAGUCGAUCUUCAAGCGUUCGUACUGUGCUGCCGUCGCAGGAAUCCCACCCGCUAGCCCACGAGAAUCCCGCUCAACCCUCGAUAGCCGAGGAAGCUUCCAAUUCACCACUUCGAUCCUCUAGCGCACGGCAUGUUUCAGUUCUCCGAACAAUGUCUUCCAACAAGGGUCCAGAGUCUCCCACUCGGAAAGGACGAAGUCUCAACGUACAGAAGCGCCGAUGGACUCAGGAGCAGUAUCGACGGUAUUCUACUCGUCGUCCUCUAACGGUUGGGGCAUCGAGCAAUGUCCGUUCCAUGCGCAGUUACCAGGCGUCUCUCCAAAUGCAUGAUGAAAAUAUCCGACAGCAAGAGGAGUACGAAGAUUUGAUGGAUGAUUACCUCCAACUUCAAGACAUUCACUCCACAGUCUCUAGCAAGCGAAUGGUCGACAUUUUCCUGGAUAGUCGACGUCAGCAAAAGGCGGAAACCGCGCCAAACGACACAAAUGACGGUGAGGCGUUUAUUUAA
Molecule: messenger RNA, 2670 nt
Organism: Penicillium oxalicum
Lineage: Eukaryota; Fungi; Ascomycota; Eurotiomycetes; Eurotiales; Aspergillaceae
Exons: 1
Coding region: 1-2670 (889 amino acids)
Source: RefSeq, a predicted model, not a curated record